Messenger RNA from Penicillium nucicola, 486 nucleotides. RefSeq names its product nucleoside 2-deoxyribosyltransferase domain-containing protein. The coding region runs from base 1 to 486 and encodes 161 amino acids. The record is from RefSeq and is a predicted model, not a curated record. The transcript has a single exon. NCBI's taxonomy places the organism in Eukaryota, Fungi, Ascomycota, Eurotiomycetes, Eurotiales, Aspergillaceae.
AUGACCCAGGCACAAAACCAGGUCAUAUUCGCGCCUUCAAGCGAAGCUCCACGGGGUCUGAAGUCCAUAUUUCUCGCCGGUGCCAUCAGCGAAGUGGAUAAUUACGACUGGCGUGAGCUUCUAUCUACCGCUCUCUCCGACUUGUCUGUCACACUCUACAAUCCGUACCGUCCUGAUUGGGACAGCUCGUGGGGUGAGGACAUCGAUUUCGAUCCUUACCGCGAGCAGGUGGAGUGGGAACUAGAAAAGCAGGAGAAGGCGGACAUUGUUGUUGUUUACUUCCAUCCGGCUUCCCAGGCGCCCAUUAGUUUGCUCGAGCUCGGGCUCUGUGCGCGGGUACCAGGAAAGGCCAUCGUUUUCUGUCCAGACGGGUACUGGAAGAGAGGGAAUGUGCAAAUUGUGUGCAAUAAAUAUGAGGUUGAAAUGGUGGAUAAUGAUGAUGAGCUUAGAGAGGCGGUUGUGAGAAGGUUGCCUGUUGGCCUCUGA